Molecule: messenger RNA, 5208 nt
Organism: Symbiodinium sp. CCMP2592
Lineage: Eukaryota; Dinophyceae; Suessiales; Symbiodiniaceae
Source: the annotation of a GenBank genome assembly
AUGACGUGGCAAGCACAUGCGCUAGAAUCAAUGACUGCUAGGCCAUUGAUGGGCAUGCGGCUGGCCUCGCCAUGGCUCGCCCGGCGGGCCCAUGCCGUGGUUGUUCUGUCAACUUUCAUGCUCGGUGAGACGACCUUGUCUGGCAACUGCCAAAUCGAGCUUCCGUACACGAUGCGAGCAUCGGAGAAGAGCACCUGCCACGCAGCUCUAUCAUCUGUCCAAGCUGCUAUCACGGCAACAGCGGUUUUUGCGCAGAUCCAAACGAACUACACGUUCAUCAACACCUUGAAAGACUCGCUGAAGGAGCCAGAGCUCGUUUUGCCGUUGCCUAAGGCGGCUAUUCUUCAGGGUUUUGCAGUGCAUGGGCAUGGGAACGGUUUGACCGGCGACGUCGUGCUGAAGUCGGACGUUAUUCUGCCCGCAAAGUGUCCGAGCGGAGACAGUUUCAGCUUCUACCAAGCAGCCCUCCAAGGCUCUAGAUACAGGGUGCCGUUGGCAUCACACAUACAGUCCAUGGAACCUGGUGCAACGGUCGUUCUUCAGAUCGACUACGUCAUGCAGUUAAAAACAAAGCAGAAGCCGGGCUUCGGCCACGCGUUUGCAUUGCAAGUCCCUCUGCCACCUGGUACGAACAAGGACACCCGGUCACUGUCAGGCCCUGCAGUCUCUAUCGAAGUCCUUGGGGAAAGCCUGGAGCUUGAAGUGGAUGUGGCCGCCACCACGCCUGGUGUAGUGGUAAAGCGGUGUCCGACAGGAAUUUCGAACUGUCAUAUGGUGGAGUCACCUGUUCUGCAAGAUGUGGCUCUGGAGAUUGCCAUGCCCACGCGAGGGCAAACUCAGGCAAACCUACACAGUCCUUUGUCGCCUUUUCUCACCCUGCAGAAGCACCCUGCCACUGGCCAGGUUGCUGCAGCGCUGUGGCUGCCACCGGCUCUGGAUCUAGGCGAGGGUUCAAUGUUUGAGGUGUUCAUGGUGGUGGAUGCGUCUGCGACCAUGCAUGGGCCACGCUUGGGGCGAGUACAGCAGGCACUGCGUGCUUUGCUGCGCAGUUUGCCACGUGGCAUACGGAUGAACAUCAUCGGGCACGAUGCGAAGAAGCCCUUGGAGCCAAUGUUCCAAGAGAGCCAGGAGGUAGAUGAGAAGAUUUUCCAGGAGGUCGACCAACACCUGGCUCGGGAACCGGCAACCUCUGCCGCUCUGUCCGCCUCUGGUCCGCAAUCGGUCGAGGCUGUGCUUGGCGCGAUUUUCGACUCUGCGCGCCCUGCAUCCACACAGCUUCGGGUGCUUCUCAUCACGGACCGGCAUCCCCCAGAUUCGAAAAAAGCGAUUCAGCUUGUGGAGGAGAGCUGCUCCGAGGACUGCCGGCUUUUCUCGACGGGCCUUGGAUGGAGCGCUUCGCCGAUGUUUGUUGAGGAUGUCGCGAAGGCGGGUGGAGGCAGCUUCUCUUACGUUGCGGAGCGCGAUUUCAAGCUCGGUUUGGAAAAGGCGCUGCUUUCUCAUCUGCUGGAUGGCUUGGUGCCUGUCAUCCGAGCUGUCAACGUGAGUUGGGGGUCCCUGCUGGGUACCAGCUUGCAGUUGAGUCUGGACUUGAGUGAGAUGGAUUUCAACAGCCGGCUUUUGUCCAUCGCUCUGAUAAACCCCUCGAUCGAUGAACCUGACUUAGACCUGAGCAAGCUGAAGCAGCUGGACAUCCAAGCGGUUGUGGGAGGAGUUCAUAGAUCAAUGGCAGCACUUCAGCUCGGUAUGUCAACGUCAACGGCCCUGCAUGCGGCUGGAGUUUCGCUUUAUGCCGAAGAUACUCGUGAGAGUCCCCAGACCUUGCCCGAAAACGUGCAAGACGCUGCGGUUACCCACCGAGUGGCGACCAGUGCGACACAGUGGGUCUUCAAGCCUUCCCAAGCGCAACAGGCGGUGCUUUGCGAGGGUUUGCCCAGCUCCACAGUGGCUUCAGCUUCCGCAUCAGACACCUCGAGCCAGCGGGGCACUGUCCCAUCGGACAAGGACAGACAAGAAAGCAUCCAUCACAACCUGCUUUCUACCAGAGAGCGGCAGCAAGCCCCUCUCAAGCAAUUGGGCGAGAAGCUCUCCGCAUUAGAUUUCGGAAGAUUUGCGCUCAGUCUUUCGUUGAAGGACGACGCUGUCAACCAGAGAUACAAGCCUUCGGGGAAGGACUCUGAAAAGCCCUCGGAGCGAAUGGAUGACUGGUUCAGGCCACGAGCCUCGAUGUUCUCAGUGCGCGGAUUCUCGCGUGCCGGUUCUGCUUUGUCCCUUCUGCCUGGGGGUUCAGUUAGCAGUUAUCCCACUGGAAACAAACACGCUUCGAGCACUUGGCCUGGGGAUGUCUCUGAUGAGACCUGGCCAUUCCGUCAUGGCAGGGACAAAGACUUCUUAGCAGGGCCAGGGCACGACGUGGAAAGAGGCUCCAAGAAGGGUGCGGCAAGCUCCGGGCCAGAGCUUGUGACCCGCAACACGCCGUCGGGCCGUGCGAAGAAGGCUGCAGGUGUCGUCUCACGCCUUUCUGUCCUGGACUUUUCAUUGCUUGGACAGCGGCUGUCUCUGCAGGGAUCGGAGGGCUCGCGAGCACAAAGGAGUUUUCACUCGCGCUUAGAGUCGCUCUCGCUGUUUGACUCCAUGAUGGCGGGUUCAGGAGGUACCGCAGCGUCCACUGGACGCAAGGAUGCCUUCAAGAGCAGAAGCCAGGCACUGUCACUCCGAAGCCAUAUCGCAAUCUCCGAAAUCGGAGCAUCCCCAUCAAAGCAUUUGCCUUCGUGGGCAAAGCUUUCUGCAACAGGCGUCUUCACUUUGGCAUCCCAGCUGUCCAUCCGGAGACCGGAGAAGAUCUUUGGUAGAAGCAGAGGGUUCGGGAACCCAUCUUACGCCAGCUUCGCAGACUUGUCGGGGCAAGACUCAGGGGGGCAAGCCGGGCAAGCUGCAAAUGAAAGGGGAGACGAGGCCGGUGGGCAGUGGGGGCAGUUCCUUUCGGACUCUUCCUUGCCAGCUGGAGCAGCUGAGAAGGAGGCCGAACAGCCCUCGGCACUGCCGGCACUGCAUGGAUGGAUUAGCAUCGAAGUCGCAGGUGGCAUCCUGCAAGGAGUCUGCCCGGUGAGAUAUGCAAGUGAGGCAUGCUCUGAUGAAUCUGAGCAGGUCGCAAUCCAUUGGAGACCAGGGCGAAAUGCCAGCAGCCAGAUGGCGCAGGUUUAUCUGACAACCGCGCCGCUGACAUCCAGCAGCCAAGCCGUUCGCCUCGGUGAGGCGUCUUUUCCGAGUGCGUCGGAGUCUUCGGAGAUCUUGAUUGGAGUCCAGGUCUCCAAGACCUGUGAACUCACUGUCCGAAGCGUGCAGGCAGGCAAGCACCUCGACAAGCUGAUGACUGCGAAUUUGGUCGCUGCUGCACCACAACAGUUCCAGGGAGCACCCCUGCAAAGCCCUCAGCCACUCGAGCUGACUAGUUCGAUUGGAGAGGCCUUGGUAAACCGACUGGGGGCUGUGCGACGAGGCUUUCCGACUAUGAUACGGAGCGUAGCGAAAGCAAAGGCAGAUCAUGCAUCGUACGGUGCAGCAGGCUCUGCUGCAGAGCUGGCAGCUUGCCAUGCUUUCCUUUUUGCACAAAGCUUCCAAGGAUACUUUGCGCUAGAACAGGCUGCUCUGCAGACGAUAGGGCUGAGUUGGGAUCACCUCCAGCUGCUGGCAUCUUCAUGGACAAGUAGCACGCCAGACGGGGCGAAGGUUGCACACACAACCUUCGCUCUGAAUGUGCUAACGGAGUCUUUCCAAGAGAUGCAGGCCUCAUGGUAUCUGGCUGCUAACCGUGCUGAAGCUUGGCUCAAGCAGCAAGUGGCAGGCCUUUCCUUGCCAGGCUGCCGAAAUCUAGUUUCUUGCUUCGAGACGGCCAGGAUAUUUGCGGUCAGAGAACGCCAGGAAAAAGAGCCAGGAGCUUUGCCGCAGGCAGCUUGGCGGCCUACUGCAGCCUUGCGGGAUAUGGCUCUCAGACUUUCGCAGGGCUCCAGUCUGAUCGUAGCCCGCGUGAUGAAAGCGCCAUCGCAAUGGGCGACAAGGUGGUUCUGCGAAUGCAUGCUAGACCAACUGCAUGCACUUGCCAUGACAUGCUUGUGCGGCUUUCCCGUUGGUCGAGCAACGCCAGAUCACGCGAGCAGCCGGCAAAACGCGACGUGGCAAGUGGCAGAGGCAGGUCUGUACUUCACAUCAGUACAGAACAAGCGGUAUGAGCAAGCCAGGCAGAAUGUCAACACGGUAGAGAUCGAGGGCAAAGAGAUGUCGCAGAUGUUCGAGACCUUCCUUUCGCCCGAGGAAGCAGACACGCCGUUCGACGUUAGGCAAGCCACCUCGGAGACUGUCUCGGUGAAGUUCGACAAGAGGCCCUAUGGCAUUGUGCGAUGGCAGCCCGGGAAGGACUUCAAGGGCGCGAUGGUGAAGGAUGUUGCGCACGGCGUUUUCGUCGGAGAUCCCUUGGGACAAGCCAGAGCCAAAGGCAUCAAGCCAGGUAUGGUCGUGAAGAGCAUCGCGGGCCAGGACGUCAUGAACGAGGAGUUCGACGUCAUCAUGAAGAAGCUUGGGGAUGAAGCCCUUGGCUACAACAUGUUCGGUGUGAAGUUUCCCUUGGAAGCAAAAGCUUUGCAUGUAGCUGCAGCGGCGCGGAGUGCGGAUAUCCGUGGAUCCGUGGUGUCGGGAGCCAAGGAGCAGAUUGCAUCGGGCGGGUUGAAGGGCGUCCACCUGGGCGGAGGCAACACCCUGAAAAACACGAGCCCAUAUGCACACCUCGUAGCUCUCGAGCGAUAUUAUCUGCCUAAGUUGGUGGAGAAUGGUGCGGCUCACCCAGUCAUCGACAGAGUGAUCCAAGCUGCGCAAGUUCCACGAGAUCGGCGGUCGCACCGUUCAAAGCACCGGCCGGGUGGCAUCAGUCACGCAUCCUCGCUGCCCUCAAUCCCCAGGGCGCCCUCGGCAGCCCACGCGUCGAUGUCAGCCUCGCGCUCUGCAUCCUCGCGUCAGCAGUCCUUGUAUGGCAUUGCAUGGCAUUGCAUGUCAUGGAGUCGGGCACAGGCAGAGCGUAAAACCGCGACCUCCCACCCCUGUCCUGCCACGAGGCGCCGUGUAUCAGGAGCCGUACAUCGCCGGCCCUCGGGUCCAAUGGGGUCCUGUGGCGCAGCUCUUCGCAAGAGCCGCCCCACCUGUCCGGUAAGCUCUCUGUGA